This is a messenger RNA of Notothenia coriiceps (black rockcod), 585 nucleotides long. Its product is annotated as protocadherin Fat 1-like. The transcript has 2 exons. The record is from RefSeq and is a predicted model, not a curated record. The annotation marks the transcript as partial. Lineage: Eukaryota; Metazoa; Chordata; Actinopteri; Perciformes; Nototheniidae.
CUGGCGGGCGGAGAGCUGCAGUUCAGCUUCAGCUGUGGGAACAUCGCUGUGAUACAGAUCAGAUCUGACCUGGUGUCAGACGGCAGGUGGCACAGCGUUCUGUUGGAGGUCAACUCCAGCGCCCUGAGGCUGACCCUGGAUCAGCAGCAUCCGUCCUCCCUCUCCCUGACGCAGCCCUGCAGGAUGCUGAACUCCCAGGGUGCUUUGCUCUUCGCUUCCUCCACUCCAGAACACCUUGGUAACUUCAGCGGCUGCUUGGAGGGCCUGCAACUCAACGGGGAGCCAAUCAGAGUGGGGGAUGCGUCGGAGUGGGCGGGGCCUGGCAGCAGGAGGGUGUUCGGGUCGUACCAAUGCUGCAGCCAGAGGGGGGUCUGCGACACAAACCCCUGUCAGAACCAGGGGGUCUGCGAGGAGGAUGCUGGAGGAGAGGCGCGCUGCAGGUGUUCAGGACUCUUCCACGGCAACCGCUGCGAGCUCAACAACAACCCGUGUGUCUCCAAUCCGUGUAAAGAAGGCACGCUGUGUGUGCCCAAGAGUGACGGUUACAUGUGCAACUGCUCGCUGGACAACCCUGAAGCACGGUAA